AGAGAACAAAUACCGCUUCGUCUGACGGUCCCCACCGCCUGGUAUGUCUGCUUUUCACGGACUUCAAUACUGGAUGGCGAUUACUAAGUGACAUCUCUUUAUCCUGUGGUUUAACGUUUCCCUUGGAUGGCGAGUGUGGUUGCACACGACGACCACAAAAGCCUUCCCGGUUGCGGAACCUUAAACGAGGCUUCGCUGGUCCCCUCAGAAUCUUCUUCCCCUUCGCCAACGGAUGCUUCAGCAACUCCUAGGCUACCUGUAGACCCCGGCAACGGUAAGAAUGCUUUUCCUCCUUUGCAAUCGUUUUCGACCGAUCCAAAUACAUCUACCGUACAGGAAAAUAAGAUAGGCUUGCAGAAUGCGGCCGUGAACAACGAUAGUCCCCUAACGAACGCACCAGUGCCGCCACAAUUGAGAACUACAACAGACACGGCGGCUCUGCAACCGUUCUCGCCUCAGUUGACCGCCGUUCCUCCUUACCGGUCUUUGGCGCAGGCGGCGUGGUCGCAUACACCGCCAAUGUACGACUCCUCGUUCUUUCGAGCACCUUCAUCCACGUACGUGCAGCACGACAUCCCUUUACCGCCUGCGCUCGCCGCGCCUUUCUAUCCCUCCUAUUCGAAUAACUCCGUCUAUCACAACUCUUUUUUUUCAGCGCCAGACGGUGUUCUGCACGAGAGUGCUCUGAAUGGGACCUUUCCCAUGCUGCCGCCCCCACCACCACCACCUGCGUUUUCCGUGGUGCCUUCUCCUGUUUUACACUUGCCGGACUACAUGUAUGCGCCUAUGCAGCAUGAUAGUUACUACUCUUCUUCCUACGGCGAAGCGGACGGCGAUGCGUACGAUGAAGGAAGAGGCAACGGUAUUCUGGGCCAGAGUGCGGUGUCACUGGCACCCGUGCUCGACCUCCCUGUCCUCCAAUCUUCCCCUGCUGUGUCGCUGUCACGUAAACAAGAAGCGUCGUGGAGGCGUCGGUGUGUCUGUGUGACGUGUACAGAGCUGCCGCGUAGCCCGAGUGCGAGCGGCAGCGAUUUAGAAAGUGAUACCCUACCGCCUACGACCGCGGCAGCAGAAGGAAUAGAAAGCAUCCAGCACGACAGGAAAACUGCACAGCAUUGCACGGAUGUUCAUGAAACGCCUAUGUGGGAUGCGCUGGUGUGGCGCUGGUUGAAGCAGCUCGGCAUGGCGAGUGAGAUGGAGGAGAUCCUCUGCCCUGGCGCGCAACGCGUGCUUGUGAUGUGGUCAAGUGAUCAGGCCGCAGCGCAGUGGAGAGCGAAAAUCGGCGCAACGGCGUUGAAUGCGCCGCGGUGCGUAGUUUUUGAAAACACACUGCUGUCCUGGAGUUGA
Molecule: messenger RNA, 1347 nt
Organism: Leptomonas pyrrhocoris
Lineage: Eukaryota; Euglenozoa; Kinetoplastea; Trypanosomatida; Trypanosomatidae
Exons: 1
Coding region: 127-1347 (406 amino acids)
Source: RefSeq, a predicted model, not a curated record